Molecule: messenger RNA, 411 nt
Organism: Parnassius apollo (apollo)
Lineage: Eukaryota; Metazoa; Arthropoda; Insecta; Lepidoptera; Papilionidae
Source: the annotation of a GenBank genome assembly
AUGCUGGUGACCUAUUUGGAAACCAGCCGGGACCUUUGCGAGACGGACUCAAUUCUAUUUGGCGCCGCACUGGCAGUCUGCCGUAUUAUAGGCGCCAAACUUUCCAUGGAUGGACGUGCUACUGGACAAAGUAGUGCUAUGCCAGCCAGGAGAAUAAGAAUUGAAGAACGUAUCGCAAAGGCUAGGGCCCUCACCGGCAGACUGAUAUGCUUCAGGUCAGGCAAUACCAGGCCAGGCCGUCAGGAUGCCGUUUGCUGGGACAAAUGUUAUUUUGUCCCAGCCGGAUAUAAUGCAAAAACUGACGGAGCGCAUAGACGACCUGAAGCAGAGAAUCGCUGCUUGGGGAAAGCGGAUUCGGCGAUAUACCGAGAGGUCGACACGGUUCAACCAGAAUCAUCUCUUCCAGAGUGA